Epinephelus moara (kelp grouper) is the source of this 4727-nucleotide messenger RNA. Its product is annotated as zinc finger protein DPF3. The transcript has 12 exons. Gene Ontology annotation, cellular component: nBAF complex. NCBI's taxonomy places the organism in Eukaryota, Metazoa, Chordata, Actinopteri, Perciformes, Serranidae. Bases 124 to 1299 code for a protein of 391 amino acids. The record is from RefSeq and is a predicted model, not a curated record. Gene Ontology annotation, biological process: nervous system development.
UGAUGCUGGUGUUGUAUUGGUAGGGAGCACAGUGCCCAGGACCGCAUUGGCUGUUGUGUUUUUUUCAUAAGGGUCCCAAACUACACCGAGAUUUGGAAUAUUACGUUACAGUCCUGCAGGAAAAUGGCGACAGUCAUUCAUAAUCCUCUAAAAUCGCUCGGUGACCAGUUCUACAAGGAGGCUAUCGAACACUGUCGCAGCUACAAUGCCCGUCUCUGUGCCGAACGCAGCGUGCGCAUGCCCUUCCUGGACUCGCAAACGGGUGUGGCGCAGAACAACUGCUACAUCUGGAUGGAAAAGUGCCACCGUCAGCCAGGCCAAGCAGCAGGACAGAUGUAUACCUACCCUGCUCGUUGCUGGAGGAAGAAGAGGCGACUCCACCCUCCUCUGGAUCCCCAGCUCCGCCUGUGUGAGCUCAGACUAGAAGCCGAGCUGGCCCCUAAGCGCGAAGCUCCCCCUGGCGAGGCCACAGCCUUGGAGGCCCUCCUGAGGGGGGACAACCUGGCGGAGAAAAAAAACAGCAUCUGUAAAGAAGAGGAGACGUUGCUGGAGAUACAGAGAGUUCUGGAGGCGGAGGAAAAUGGGGACGGUCUCAAUGAUGAUGAAGACUUUGACCUGGAUACUCCAAAGAGAAAGAACAGAAACAGAGGCAAAAACAGAGGAUCCAGUCGUAGGAGGACAGAGCCUGUUAACAUGGACGACCAGGACAAACCAUACGUCUGUGACAAUAGAUACAAACAAAAGCAUAACUCAAAAAAGGCUGAAGAAGUCUGUGGAAAGCGCUACAAGAACCGGCCUGGCCUGAGCUACCACUACACCCACACUCACCUGGCAGAGGAGGAGGGCGAGGAGGAGAAGGAUACAGAGAUGCCUCCGUCUCCCCCACACAGCUCAGACAACCACAAACCUCAGAAGGCUGCGGAUGGCACCAUCAUCCCCAACGACUACUGUGACUUCUGCCUGGGAGACCAGGACUCCAACAGGAAGACAGGCCAGGCCGAGGAGCUGGUGUCCUGCUCUGACUGUGGACGAUCCGGUCACCCCACGUGUCUGCAGUUCACUGAUAACAUGAUGCAGGCAGUGAGGACGUACCAGUGGCAGUGCAUAGAGUGCAAGUCCUGCAGCCUGUGUGGCACCUCAGAGAACGAUGACCAGCUGCUGUUCUGUGAUGACUGUGACAGAGGAUACCACAUGUACUGCCUGAAGCCUCCGAUGACCCAGCCUCCAGAAGGGAGCUGGAGCUGUCACGUGUGUCUGGAUCUGUUGAAAGACAAGGCCUCAGCCUACGGAGAAGCAUAACUUCCUCGGACACAGUAUAUAUAGCUGUACCUACGCAUUAACUGUUUGACACGUUGGCACACACACUCUCUCAGAUAGAUUCAAACACACACAGAUACACUCGUCCACACACACUCCAGUGCAUUAGCAAGCUCAGGGCAGUUUCCUGUGUAAGGCGUAUACUGUAGCCGAGCAAAGCGGCAUCAACAUGCAAUCUCGACCAUAUGUCGGCCAACAGCAGGUCUGCCGUUCAGUCAUUUCUCUACCUCACCAUUCAGCAGACGGCAAGAAGCCAAAGCAAGAUUGAUAACGACCAAUACUGUGUAGUACAUGUGUGUGAAACCAAAUGUCUGAGCUCCCUGGAUGUUCCCCCUGAUUUACAUUUGUUUGAUAUCAAAGACGUUUGUCGCAGACUUUCUUCUGAAGCUGUUUUCACUCGCCUCCCCUCGCCGCUCGCAGCGGGUUUGACUAAUGUUUGUUUAAAUUUCUCCUCCCGGCUCUGCUCCUCUCCUGUGUUUAGACUUUACGGUGACAUUCCUAUUUCAUAUCUGGACAGACUCAACGUUAGUUAGCCAUCGUUCACAGGUUUUUGUCAAGCUUGGUGAAAUUUAUAUCCUGCAGUGAGAGGAAACGGAGCGAUAAAAGAGUCUCGGCUAUCAUUCCUGUCGGAGCGUGGUGACAUUUUUAAUCCACGUCUGUUUUUUGUAUCCUGGCGGUUGCUAGGAUACCAUGGUGCUCAAUUUGACACUUUACAGAAAUUCUAACAUAGAACGAAAUGCUUAUUUAUUUAUUGUUGAUCACGGUCCAAUGUUACUGUUGAGGAGAUCAUUACUGUAAAUCAGUGGUUCCCAAACUUUUUCUUUCAUGGAGUAUUUAUGCACAACAGACACAAAGUUCACCUAUUAUAUAAACAGUGAACUCAAGAUCAAGAUUCUUAAAGCUUUGGAUUUGACUGACAGGUUGAUGAACCUCAACUAUUCUUUUCUUCCCUGUCAAAGCUAUUAAUCUCGAAGGUGCCUCACAUGUUGUAACCUGCUCCGUACAGCUGGAUCACUAAUCUGAAUCUUGAUCGUCUUGAUAGCAUCAGAGCGCUCGUGUUUCUUUGUUGUUCCCAAAUGACCUUUUUUCACAGCAGACAGUUUGACUUUUCAUAGCAGGAAAGGCACAGGUGGAACUAACAGAAUACCUUUAUUCUGCAAACCUCCGCCUGUCUUAGUUACUGUUGCUAUGUCUGUUAAGGUAUUUCCUAGCUAAUGACUUUUGGUUUUCUUGGCAAGUAGGUAGAGCUGUGGCUGGAGCAGCUACAUGACUCACCCACUCAGUCCAAGAUCAGAUCCCUUCGCCCCUCAAUCCAAAACUGGAAGCCCUGAAGAAAAUGCUAAGCCAGCAUUUAGCUAGCCAUGAAGUAUGAAGUAAAAGAGAGGUUAAGGUAAGGGUCAUGGUGAGGGUUACAUCUCGUUACAUAUCAAGUGAAUCAGGUCUUCAGGUAUAAUGGGAGCAGUUUGUAGGGACGUGGCGUGUGCUCUUCAAACAGAAUGUGUCUGCAGCUAUACAUGUCUCUUUCUUAGCUGGCACUGGAAGAUUUAUCAACUACAGUUAGCUAGCUAAUUAGCGCUAAAUCAGUGAGUUGGUUGAAGAAAAAUAAAAUUGAUCUCCAGGGACUAAUUUUAAACAAGAACCCUGUAAAAGGAAAUGAAAUAUACAUGUGAUGGCUACAUACACAAUACAGCUAAAGUAUCAUGUCCUUGGCUAAAAGGUUCAGCCUCCUCACUAGUUGGUAAAAAGACAUCAAGAAAUAGCCUUCAUGUAUACAGUUCUCCAAGGACGAUGUUUUUCCGCUGGCCAACACAGAGGUUAACAUCGCAUUGGUUCUCUCGUCAAGCUAAUGUUAAAGGGAUAGUGCACCCAAAAAUGAAAAUUCAGCCAUUAUCUACUCACCCAUAUGCCGAGGGAGGCUCAGGUGAAGUUUUAGAGUCCUCACAUCACUUGCGGAGAUCCAAGGGGAGAGGAGGUAGCAACACAACUCCACCUAAUGGAGGCUGACGGCGCCCCAGAUUCAAACGUCCAAAAACACAUAAUUGAAACCACAAAAUAUCUCCAUACUGCUCGUCCGUAGUGAUCCAAGUGUCCUGAAGCCCCGACAUAAAAAGUUGUUUGGAAAAACCUCAUUUGAACUCUGUUUUUAGCCUCAUUGUAGCCUGUAGCUUUAACUGCCUCUCUGGGCACCGCGCUCACGUGUACGCUUGCACGAGACCAGCGAAAGCACGUGAACACACAUGAAUGCGGUGCCCAUGUCUCACGGUCUCGCACAAGCACACACACGUGAGCGCAGUGCACAGAGAGGCAAGUUACAGUGCAUCAGUGCAGGUAAAAAAAACAAACAUUUGGAUGUUACAUUUUUUGCUUCUGUGACCUUUAAAGGAUCAGAAAAUACCUGUGUGCCAACCGACCCUGGUCUCCCCUACUUCAAACUCUUUAAUACUCAUUGUAGCCCUCAUACAUGCACCGUGCACCAUGCACCAUGCACAUGCCUCAAUAUGUCAGCAAAAUCAAAAACUGGAGAGGUCAGCCAUGCCAUAAUGGUUGCUUCAAGGUGAUUGGACAAUAGCUGUUUUAGGGAGGAGUUCAGUGAACAGUUAAUACCGUUAUUAGUUGCACCUGUGUCGGACAUUUCAAAAUAAUCUGCUGUGAAAAGAGUUUUUUACCUUUUGUUUUCUCGUUAUAUGAGUAAUGUGUGCCCCCUGCAAUACCUCCGUGCCCCUCUAGAGGGCCCCACCUCACAGUUUGGGAACCACUGCUGUAAAUGAACCAGGUCAAUGUGUGUUUUAUUAUCAAACCUUGAUUCAUGACUGUUUUAAACUGGCCUGAAGAAGCAGUAUUUACUGGUGAGUCCUGUGUGGAAGUUGGCACAGCUUAUAUCUGAAUUUAUAACAUUUCUUUACUCGGUUAUAACCAGAAUAUAUUCUGGACAACCUGGAUGUUUAUUACCCCAUAAAUGAGAUUAAUAUGUAAAACUGGUUUCUUGUAAAUCUUCAAAGCCCCAUCGGUGUAAUUUAUGUUUCUGUACCGAAAUCUAAUGCUCUAAAAACAAGGUUGGUCAUAAAUAGGAAGAACCACCAAGAAUAAGCCCUCACAGUACACGUGGUGUGCAGGCCUUCACAGGAUAUCACAAUCUGCAUUUGUGUCUUUUUUAUUGUGACUUUGUAUUUGAUAUUGCUUUUCCACAGACAAUCAUGAGCUAGCGUAGAUACAUGAUGUUAAUAAUAUGCAGAGGGUUUUAUUGUGCUUUUCCAUGGCGGGUUCAACAACCCUUUGUGUCUCCCUUUUUAAAACAUGUCUUUGCUGUCAUUCUUAUUUGAUGCCGUCACCUACAGUGAUUUAAAAUGUGUGUUGUGUUUUGUUAAAGUAAACGUUAUGUUUUGUGUUGAAAUAAAGACUUUUUUCAUGUA